This is a messenger RNA of Hordeum vulgare subsp. vulgare (domesticated barley), 2716 nucleotides long. Its product is annotated as formin-like protein 4. The transcript is spliced from 4 exons. NCBI's taxonomy places the organism in Eukaryota, Viridiplantae, Streptophyta, Magnoliopsida, Poales, Poaceae. Gene Ontology annotation, molecular function: actin filament binding. Gene Ontology annotation, biological process: actin cytoskeleton organization; actin nucleation. Bases 25 to 2541 code for a protein of 838 amino acids. The record is from RefSeq and is a predicted model, not a curated record.
UGUUCCUUCCUUCCUCGCUCCUCCAUGCUUUGCUCCAACUCUUCAUCAUCUCCCUCUUCCCGUCUCCAGAAACGAAGCUCCUCGCUGUCGCUGGCCGCCGCACCCGCACAGUCGCACACAGCUCCCCCUCGUCUCUCCUGCUCGCCAAUGCCUCUCUCCCUGGCGCUGCUCCUCACUCUCGCCUCACUCCUCCUCCCGGCCGCGGUGGUCGCCGACGGCACCGUCCGGCGGCUGCUCCACGAGCCGCUCUUCCCCAUCGAGUGGACCCCGCCCCCGUCGCCGCCUGCUUCCGCUCCGCCCCCGCCGGGCUUCAGCUCCGACCCCUCCACACCAGCCCCGCCCGACACGGUCACCCCGGCACCGCCGCAGCCCAGCACCGUCCCCGCCGUGGUCUCGUCCCCUGGAGGCCCCGCCCCGCGCGUCCACGGCGGCGGAGGCACCCCCAAGGCCGCCAUAGUCGUCGCGUCCGCCGCCGCGGCGGCCUUUCUCGCCCUUUUCGCCUUCGCCGCCGCGUUCCUCCUCACCGGCCGCGUUCCGCGCCACCCGGUCCAGCCACGCGUCCCCGAGCACCCCGGCGGCCAUACCCACGUGUCGGGGUCGUCGGGGCCCAGCGCCGCCGUAGCCGGCUCCUCCACGGCCUCCCACUACCGCAAGGCCCGGCACGAGCGCGCGCGGCGGGGCAUUUGCCACGACGUCGACACCGUCCCGAGCCCGGAGCUCCGCCCGCUCCCGCCGCUGCGGCGAGAGUCCGACGCGGUGGUGGGCUCGUCCGAGGAGGAAGCGGCGUAUUACACGCCGGGCCAGCGCUCCGCAGGGUCCGGCGGCGGCGAGGGCCGCGGGACAUGGACCGAGGCAAGCGCGUCCAGCUCCAGCGCACGCACCACCACGGCCUCGCGCCUCAGCCUCCCCAGCCUCACCAGCGACUUCUUCCCCACGACACCGGUCGCCGCCGCAGCCUCUGCCUCCACCGCCGCGCCCCCUCCCGCUCCUCCGGUGCAACGGUCUCGCCGCACGACGCCGGGCACCCGCUUCUCGGCGGGGCCUGCGUCCGCCAACCCUCCACCACCGCAACCCCAAACAUUCAACAACACAAUAUCCAUGCGCCGGUCACUCAACCCGGCUCGAGCAGAGGAUCCCAGCGUCGCCGUGCGUGCGGCGCCUGUCAUGGCGAUGAUGAAGGAGAAUGAGGAGGGGAGCAGCAUGCGGAUGCAUGGCAACGACGGAGCCCGACCGGGGCUGAAGCCACUGCACCGGGAAAAGGUCCGCGGCGCGAGCUCCGAUGAGAGCGACAUGGUCUGGGGCGGUCACAAGUCCAACUCCUUCCAGUCGGAGGAGGACAUGAUCGAGGUGGUCGCCAUGAACCACGCAGGGGCGAAGAGAGCUGGCAUGUCGACGCAGCUUAGACGGGAGGAGAGGGUCCUUGACCCGGAGAAGGAAGAGAGCAUUGCGAUCCUGAUGCGCGCGCUGAAUGUCACGCCUGAUGAGGUCUCGGAUGCACUUUUAAAUGGUAAUGGUGAAUGUUUGGGGGCAGAACAUUUGGAGACUUUAGUAAAGAUGGCUCCUACAAAAGAGGAAGAACUUAAACUGAGAGAUUUUACUGGGGAAUCAUCUAAACUUGGUUCAGUGGAGUGCUUUCUUAAAGCAGUUCUUGAUAUACCUUUCGCCUUCAAACGAGUUGACGCUAUGCUAUACCGAGCAAAUUUUGAGAAUGAAAUAGUUUACCUCAGAAAAUGUUUUCAAACAAUUGAGGCAGCAUGUGAUGAUUUAAAAGGCAGCAGAUUGUUCCUAAGACUACUUGAAGCAGUGUUGAGAACCGGGAACAAAAUGAACGUUGGUACAAAUUGGGGCGAUGCCAAAGCUUCAAAGCUCGACACCCUCCUUAAACUAGCAGUCGUCAAAUGUGCCGAUGGUAAAACCACCCUACUACACUUUGCCGUGAAAGAAAUCGCCCGUCAAGAAGACGAAAAAUCCGGUGAAGUCGCAGAAAAUCACAUACAGUUCCGAAAGCAUGGCUUGAAGGUCGUGUCCGCGCUGAGCAGCGAGUUGGGAAGCGUCAAAAAGGCGGCAACAAUGGACUUUGAUGUGCUGCAUGGUUAUGUAUCCAGACUCGAGACCGGUAUUGGAAAGAUAACGUCAGUUAUCAUGCUUGAGAAGCAAUGCAGAAAGGGAGAGGGGUUUUUCGCCGCAAUGCGUGGUUUUCUCAAGGAAGCUGAGCAGGGGAUCAAACAGGUGAGGCAUGAGGAGAGGAAGGCAAUGGAGAGAGUGAAGGAGAUCACGGGUUACUUCCACGGCAACACGGCGAAGGAGGAGGCGCAUCCUCUGAGGAUGUUCAUGGUGGUGAGGGACUUCAUCGCCAUUCUGGAUCGUGUCUGUAGGGAGAUCGGCCAGCAGGACCGGGUGUUCGUUGGGUCCGCGAGGUCCUUCCGUGCCUCGGCAACCAGCCCAUCACCAUUGUUGAGUAUGCAUGGCCAGCGCGGAAGAGACAACAACUCUGACGAAGCUGUGCUCCUUGGUGCAGGGAAUGUGGAUCAGGAACAGUAAGGAACCGCACUGAAUUUUUGAAGGAACAACAUCGCAAUAUAGUAAAUACUACCCACGAUAGAUGAAAGCACAUAUGUAAUUUCCUUUUUUGGUAAGUUUAAUGUCUGGUGAUAUCCUGUUGUAUGGAUCAUUGAAAAUCUUCUGUACAAAAAUACAUAAAUUCCGAAUAGUAUGU